This is a messenger RNA of Hippocampus comes (tiger tail seahorse), 2596 nucleotides long. It is a transcript of the gene grk7a, whose product is annotated as G protein-coupled receptor kinase 7a. Lineage: Eukaryota; Metazoa; Chordata; Actinopteri; Syngnathiformes; Syngnathidae. Bases 584 to 2257 code for a protein of 557 amino acids. The transcript has 4 exons. Gene Ontology annotation, biological process: regulation of signal transduction; signal transduction; protein phosphorylation. Gene Ontology annotation, molecular function: ATP binding; rhodopsin kinase activity. The record is from RefSeq and is a predicted model, not a curated record. Gene Ontology annotation, cellular component: cytoplasm.
CAAAAUUAUGGCCAACCCACGUGCGCCGGGGAGACUUUGUAAUGGUCAAAACAACAGAUCGAAACCGGAGUUCAGACCAUUCAGAGAUUCCCUCAAUCAUUUGUUACAAUUUAAUCGACCUGAAACUGGUUGUUCAAAUUUCCUAUCAUCAGUCAAGGAAAUAGGUGACCAGAAAAGAAAUACUCCCAAUGGAACGAGUGAGUGCCCCGUCAAGGAUCCCUGCGAGUGACCGCCGAACAUCAUGAACAGAUCUAGAGGGCCGCAAAGCUUCUUAGGGCAUAGCCCGCUUACGAUUCCCUUUCUGUGCACAGCAUCCUCAAAUAGACCACACAAAGAUACUUAAGCCAAAAUCCCUCCCUGGUAUUUAAUUCUAAAUGAGUAAUUACUGGGUGUGUCAGUGUGUCUUAGGUUUGCAGGUAGGUCGGGUGAAGAAGCUCAUUCGUUCCCCGGCUUUUGAGAGUCCCGCAACCCCGCGAAGUCCUCCGACACGCCGCAUCGGUUGCAAGAGGGUUUUUCCCUUGGGAGUUGUUGAAGAAGCCAGCCGCGUAAGGGGGGGCGGGGGCGACCACCUACAGCUGCCAAGAUGUGUGACAUGGGGGGACUGGAUAACCUGGUGGCCAACACGGCCUACCUCAAAGCCCAGGGUGGCGAUGACAAGGAGAUGAAAAAACGCCGCCGGAGCUUGUCUCUGCCCAAGCCGGACCAAUGCGCUGCGGUGCGAUCCGCAAUCGAUAAGGACUUCACAUCCAUCUGUGAAUGGCAGCCUAUCGGCAAAAAGUUUUUCCGUCAGUUCCUGGCAACCAAUGCCCAGUAUAAGCUCGCAGGCGAUUUCUUAGACGAGCUCUACGACUGGGAUCUGGCCGAAGGCGCGGUCAAAGACAAGACGCGUCAGAACAUCAUCAACAAGUUUUGCAAAGCCGACUCCAAGAACUUCUUGUCCUUUCUCACCGGGGAGGCGGCUGACAAAUGUAAAGCAGUGACAGAUUCCAACUUCAGUGAGGUGAUGAAAGGGAAAGUCCAUGAAGGCGUGAGAGAGUAUUUGAAGGGAAAACCCUUUACAGAUUACCAGGCCAGUCCAUUAUUUGAUAAAUUUCUCCAGUGGAAGGAGUAUGAGAAGCAGCCCAUCAGCGACAAAUACUUCUAUGAGUUCAGGACUCUGGGAAAAGGGGGCUUCGGUGAGGUAUGCGCUGUCCAGGUGAAAAACACAGGCCAGAUGUACGCCUGCAAGAAGUUGUGUAAAAAGCGUCUGAAGAAAAAGGGUGGCGAGAAGAUGGCACUUUUGGAGAAAAAGAUCUUGGAGAAGGUCAACAGUCUUUUCCUGGUCAACUUGGCCUACGCUUACGACACCAAGACCCACCUGUGCCUUGUCAUGACCUUGAUGAAUGGAGGAGACCUCAAGUACCACAUCUACAAUAUAGGCUAUGACGGCAAGGGUGUGGACAAGGGCAUUGAGAUGAAGCGCAUCGUUCACUACACGGCCCAGAUCACCACCGGUAUUCUUCACCUGCAUGCCAUGAAUAUCAUUUAUCGUGACAUGAAGCCCGAGAACGUGUUGCUGGACAGCGUUGGCCAGUGUCGACUUUCAGAUUUGGGUCUGGCCAUCGAGAUUGCCCCUGGCAAAACCGUCUCCCAGAUGGCUGGUACCGGAGCAUACAUGGCCCCGGAGCUUCUGAACAAAACUCCAUACAGGACGUCAGUGGACUGGUGGGCGCUGGGCUGCAGCAUCUACGAGAUGGUGGCCGGCUACACGCCUUUCAAAGGGCCCGAGAGUAAAAAGGAGAAGGUGGAGAAGGAGGAGGUGCAACGUCGUAUUCUCAACGAGGAACCCAAGUGGGAGCACAAAUGCUUCGAUGCCACCACAAAAGACAUCAUCCAGCUGUUCCUCAAGAAGAAAAUGGACGAGCGUCUCGGCAUGAAGGACAACAUGGAGGAUCCCAGGAAGCAUCCGUGGUUCAAGAGCAUAAACUUUGCCCGUCUGGAGGCUGGCCUGGUGCCGCCCCCGUGGACGCCCAAGCCCAAUGUGGUCUACGCCAAGGACACAGACGACAUCGCCGAGUUCUCCGAAAUCAAAGGCAUCGAGUUUGACGCCAAGGAUGACAAAUUCUUCAAGGAGUUCAGCUCGGGCGCCGUGUCAAUUCAGUGGCAGCAGGAGAUGAUCGAAACGGGACUGUUCGACGAGCUCAACGAUCCCAAUAGGAAAGAGGGCAGCGGAAAUGUGGAUGAUGAAAAGAAGUCCGGCACUUGUAUUUUGCUGUAAGAGGACUCCUCCUUCAUUUUUCACAUCGCGUGCACACCUUUAACAUGUCCAAGUAUGGAUCAUUGUUCAGGGAAAAAAAAAAAAAAAAUGUAUAUGUUAGUUUUCAAGUUCUCAGGCUGAGAUCCACUGGCCCUGACAUUAUGAAAUGACGAUCGAUGGCAGUCACGAAAAUCCUGACAGAAGAAUGACAACAAAUUUAAAAAAAAAGCAAAGUAAGCACACCAAAGGAAUCUACUUAAGUACAGAAGUAACUACAAACCCAAUGCCAAUGAAGUUGGAAUGUUGUGCUUUCUUAUUUUAUUUAUUUAUUUAUUUAUUUAUACUGUUACAAGAACGCCA